Messenger RNA from Scomber scombrus (Atlantic mackerel), 888 nucleotides. RefSeq names its product retinal G protein coupled receptor a (gene rgra). The transcript has 7 exons. Gene Ontology annotation, cellular component: membrane. The record is from RefSeq and is a predicted model, not a curated record. Gene Ontology annotation, biological process: G protein-coupled receptor signaling pathway; visual perception; phototransduction. Gene Ontology annotation, molecular function: G protein-coupled receptor activity. NCBI's taxonomy places the organism in Eukaryota, Metazoa, Chordata, Actinopteri, Scombriformes, Scombridae. Bases 1 to 888 code for a protein of 295 amino acids.
AUGGUCUCGUCUUACCCUUUACCGGAUGGCUUCUCCGACUUCGAUGUGUUUUCCCUGGGAUCGUGUCUGCUGGUGGAGGGUCUGCUGGGCUUCUUUCUCAACGCGGUGACAGUCGUCGCCUUCCUCAAAGUGAGAGAGUUGAGGACCCCAAGCAAUUUCCUAGUGUUCAGUUUAGCCAUGGCUGACAUGGGCAUCUCCAUGAACGCCACCAUCGCCGCUUUCUCCAGCUUCCUGAGGUAUUGGCCUUAUGGCUCUGAUGGAUGCCAGACUCAUGGUUUCCAGGGCUUCAUGACGGCCCUCGCAAGCAUCCACUUCAUCGCUGCUAUUGCCUGGGACAGAUACCACCAGUACUGCACCAGGACAAAGCUGCAGUGGAGCAGUGCCAUCACUCUGGCUAUAUUUGUCUGGCUCUUCACUGCCUUCUGGUCUGCCAUGCCUCUCAUCGGCUGGGGAGAGUAUGACUACGAGCCCCUCAGGACCUGUUGCACUCUGGACUACACUAAGGGAGACAGAAACUACGUGUCCUACUUGAUCCCCAUGAGCAUCUUCAACAUGGCCAUCCAGGUGUUUGUUGUAAUGUCCUCCUACCAGUCCAUUGCACAGAAAUUUAAGAAGACAGGAAACCCAAGGUUUAACCCCAACACUCCUCUGAAGACUAUGCUGCUCUGCUGGGGCCCCUAUGGCGUCCUGGCUUUCUACGCUGCUGUAGAGAAUGCCAACCUGGUCUCCCCCAAACUCAGGAUGAUGGCUCCCAUCCUGGCUAAGACCUCUCCUACCGUCAACGUCUUCCUGUACGCUUUGGGAAAUGAGAACUACAGAGGAGGCAUCUGGCAGUUCCUCACUGGGGAAAAGAUUGAUGUGCCUCAAAUUGAGAACAAGUCCAAAUAA